Messenger RNA from Microthlaspi erraticum, 1950 nucleotides. NCBI's taxonomy places the organism in Eukaryota, Viridiplantae, Streptophyta, Magnoliopsida, Brassicales, Brassicaceae. The record is from the annotation of a GenBank genome assembly.
AUGGAGAAAGUAGAGUUACCAGUUCACAACCAUCCUUUGGUAAGUUUCACUCGUUUCUCUCUUGGUCAAUGUAAAGGCUGUUGGUCUCGUGGUUACAUUUACGGAGGAUAUCGUUGCAAUGAGCCUGGAUGUGAUACUAUGUUUCACAAAACGUGUGCUGAAUCUUUACCAGAAAUCAAACACUAUUCUCAUCCCGACCAUACUCUGAAGCUCGUCCGAAAGUUCCAAUCAUCCAUGUGUAGUUUGUGUCGGGUCUGGUUUGAAACAGGUUACUUCUGUUCCAUCUGCGAUUUCAAGUUGGAUUUGGGUUGUGAUAGGAGACCAGACCCACCUCUUACUCUCGAAAAGUCAAACACGCAUGAGCAUCCUCUUGUGCUCUCUAACGGAGUGGGAUUUGAGUUGUCUCAAAGUGAAAGAAACUGCAAAGUGUGCUUCGAGGAAGUUCUUGAAUUCGAGACAUGCUAUGAAUGUCACGAGUGCGAAUUGUUCUUCCAUGUGAAAUUCACCGAGGGCUCUCACACUUCUCACCCGGAGCACCCACUCAAGUUUCUAACUGGUAAAGAAGCACCCGAUUAUGCUGACAAGAACUGUCUUCUUUGCGGGAUGGAGUUUAUUCGAGAGCUUCACCACUGUGAUGUUUGUAACUUCAGCAUAUGUAAAGAGUGUAUGAGAAACCCACCACCACUAGAUGUUGUUAGCCAGACGACUCAUAAACAUCAACUUCACCUCCUUCCAAGACGCAUCGCUUUUGUUUGCAAUGCAUGUGGAACGCAAGGUAACCAAAGCCCUUAUUUCUGCUUUCAGUGCAAUUUCAUGAUUCAUCGAGAUUGUAUCGAUCUACCACGCGUCAUAAACAUCAACCGUCAUGACCAUCGUAUCUCUUACACUUGUCGUCUCGGACAUGGGAACUGGACUUGUGGAGUUUGUCGCGAGAAAGUGGAUGGGUUCUUUGGGGCUUAUUCUUGCUCAAAAUGUUCUAGUUAUGUUGUUCAUUCAAGAUGUGCAACGAGAAAGGAUGUAUGGGACACGAUAGAGCUAGAAGGAACAGCAGAAGAAGAGGAAAUAGCUCCAUUCGAGGUGGUUGAUGAUUCAACGAUAAAACAUUUUAGCCAUGAUCAUUAUCUACGACUCAACAAGGAUGGUGUGAUUCUUCAUGAAAACAAGCUUUGUGAAGCGUGUGUUUCUCAAAUAUGUGCAGAGUCUUUCUACAGCUGUGAGCAAUGUGAUUUCAUUCUCCACGAAAGAUGUGCUAAUCUCUCCCGAAAGAAACGGCAUGUGUGCCACAACCAACCUUUCAUGCUACACACAAGUCCUGGAGCCCAAAAAAGUUGCUGUGCUCUUUGUGAUCAAAAGUUCAAUGGCUUCAUGUACAAGUCUGCUAAUCACAAGGUUCUAGAUGUGCGAUGUGGUUCGAUUUCAGAGCCGUUUGAGCACAAAAGCCAUCCACAUCCUUUAUACUACUCUGGAGAAACCUUCAAGUAUUGUAGUGCACAUGGCGGAGGGCUGAACAGAGGAAUGUUCACUUGUGAUGAUUGUGAUUAUAGCUUGGACUUCAAGUGCGCUCUUUUACCGAAAAUGGUAAUGAAUCACAGGUAUGACGACCAUCCUCUCUUCUUGUCUUAUGGUGAAAGCAAUGUGGAUGGUGAAUAUUGGUGUGAGGCAUGCGAAACUAAAGUGAAUCCCAAGAAAUGGUUCUAUACAUGCGAUGAAUGUGGAGUCGUGUUGCAUAUUUCAUGCGUCGUGGGAGACUUCUCGUACAUCAUGCCUGCUCGAGAAGGUUCAAUAACAUGGUCGAAUAAACAAGUUGUUCCCAACACUUCUAUUUGUAGAAUACUUUGCUCUACAUGCAAGUCUCGAUGCAAUCUCUCUUCUGUUCUUAAAGUUUCCAAGGCCGGUGUUGAUUCAUACUUUUGUUCUAGCUCAUGUGACACGAGUUAUUUACUAAUAUAG